This is a messenger RNA of Phanerochaete carnosa HHB-10118-sp, 1965 nucleotides long. RefSeq lists its product as uncharacterized. The record is from RefSeq and is a predicted model, not a curated record. The coding region runs from base 273 to 1520 and encodes 415 amino acids. The transcript is spliced from 8 exons. NCBI's taxonomy places the organism in Eukaryota, Fungi, Basidiomycota, Agaricomycetes, Polyporales, Phanerochaetaceae.
UUCAAUUUUCUCCCAAUCAGCGUCCCGUGAACCGUCCUCUUUCGGUCGUCUUGUGAUGAUAGACUUCCUGAGCCAACACUUUGCCGGGCGGCGCCCUGAGCAACACAGACUGGUAUCGCUCACCAUCAACAGAAGAAUCGAAAAUGAAAUCGUCGCUCCCACACCCACUUUUGAACCACACAAAAGGGGCCUGCCGAGGCCCAGAGUAAUCCUGACUUUUCCCGUUUGCUCUCCCCGUCAACUUCUCUUCUCUUCUGCCUCUCGUUGAUACCAUGGUCACCGACGACCUGCCAUGGCCUGAACUCGGCAACGUCUCGCGCGGCGCCACCAGAGGCAACCAGGGCCAAAAGGGCGUCCUCGGCCUCCCAGACGGCGAGGGUCGCGCCAUUCUCCAGCUGCGCGUCCAGCCCGGCGUGCUGCCCGUCAAGCUGAACCGCCAGGCGACCGAGUGGUACCGCAUCCUGGACAACGAGGUCAACCGCGCGCUGAAGCUGACCAAGACGUACUGGCGCAAGGCGCGGCGGCGGCAGGACUACGACGCGCGCGCGGACCAGGACCACAUGGAGCUGCACGAGUGGCUCCAGCAGCUGAAGGACAAGGUCAUGUCGCACCUCGAGCUGCUCAUGCAGAAGGGCGAGAUCCAGGGGCCGCCGUACAUCAUGCCCGACAACGUCGAGCUCACCUUCCUCCGCAAGUUCAUCGAGCGGCAGGCCGCGGGCAUCCCCCACAACCCGCGGCUCCGGCACGGCCAGGUGCCGACCCAGUCGCCGCGCACCGUGCAGAGGUACAUCGACGAGAAGCUGCUCGAGGGCAGCUCGACCUCGCCGUCCAUGAGCUGGGACGCGGUGGACGAACGAGGGUCUGCUGCCUCGCCCGCGAUGGGGUUCGGCGACAUGCAGUCGGUCGUGUCUGAAGUCGAAACCAACCGCAAGCAGCUGCGAAGCGCGCGAGCCGCGCUGAGUCGGGCACAGCGGGAGACACAGGAGUCAUUCAAACGUUACAAAUCCUGCCUUGAUGUUGAAGCUGCGGCUAUGCAGCAGGUGGUGGCUGCCGAAGAACGUCGGGACGCACUCAUGUCGUCGCUGAUGGAAGCCUGUCGUCCGGACGGUAGUGAAGCGUCAGAGACCUCGUCGAGAAAGUCGCCGUAUGCGGCAGAAGACCCGCAGGCAUCUGCGGUGGAGCACGGCGAAAUCAGGACGAGUCCCAAGCAGAGUCACGACCAGAUAUCAGGGCUGUAUAAGCCUAAUGGUGUCCCUUCUCAGGAAUCGGUCGGCGGCUGGAGAGCGAUGAGGGAGAUGCAGCAGCAGUGGGGCCAGCCCGAUCCACAUAGCAUGGCGGGCGGCUCGGGAAUGGGGGCCGUGGGCCAGUCUGCAUAUCAUUAUUCGGCCGCAGCGCAAGAUAUCGCGAUGGACGUCCAGGGGCUUGCCAGCCGCAAACAUUCCCGCAGCUGGGACAUGGCCCCAGGGCAGCCAGAAAUCGAGGUAUCUAGCGCUAUGUACUUUCAAAUGGCGAAACCUUAAUUCAAUCAUGCUGCUUUUUUUCGCUCAGGAUUACCUACCGCCCCAUAAGCGGUAUCAUCUCGAGUCGGGCGACAUGGUGGGUGCAUCCAGACCGACAUCAGCGCUACGGCGCGUGUCGUUCCCAUCCACGGCGGCAUGACGCUGACCGUCAUUCCCGUCUCUUGUCUUCCCAGUUCUGAGCGGUGCUUCGCUUUUUGUUGGUACGCAUCACUAUGCCUUUUACGCUACAUCCACGCUCCACGGACGAUCUCGUAUUUAUUCUGUAAUGUAACCCCUGGCUUUCGCAUUGCUAUCAGAGCUGUGUAUUUAUCAUUUCUUCGUCAUCUACGUCAUGUCAUGUACCCAGUUGCAGCUAGUCUUUUAUGUAUUCGAAUUGCCGACGCAUCUCGGCACUCUGAUGUAUGUCUUCAGCUCGCGAGUCGCGAGCCAAUAGAGCAUCUUUCGG